This is a messenger RNA of Apis dorsata (giant honeybee), 1010 nucleotides long. RefSeq lists its product as uncharacterized. The transcript has a single exon. The record is from RefSeq and is a predicted model, not a curated record. NCBI's taxonomy places the organism in Eukaryota, Metazoa, Arthropoda, Insecta, Hymenoptera, Apidae. The coding region runs from base 60 to 920 and encodes 286 amino acids.
UUUCAAAUUUUUGAAAGGAAAGGAAAAAGAUUAAAGCAUCGGUGUUGUGACGAGGAAAAAUGAGAAUCUUCAGAAGAGGAUGGUACACAGUUCACGCGAUAUUCUGCGUGCAUUUCACAGUUACGAUUGCUCGAGCUGACAAUCUACAUCCAGAUAAUUGGAAAAUAGACGAGACAAAGAAAGCUUUCACGGAAAUAGUUGAUGAUGAACCAUCCGUUGAAAUGAACUUCCAGAAGAAACUGAUUCCCAUAAAGGAACCUCGAAAAAAUCUUGGAAUAUUUGCACUGCCUUUGGAACCGGAUGCUGAAAUGUUGCCCCUCUAUUAUACGAGUGUCAAACCUCCUGGAGUCGAUCAUAUGGAACUGAAAUACGCCGAAUCCCAAGUUUCUCAAGUUUUGCCUAAAGUCGAAAAGGCUGAUGAUACUAAACAAGUGGCCAAGAAGUCGAAAAGUAGAGAGGGUAACGAAGAAGGAUAUCGUGAAGUAUCUUCGUUUGAGAAGGGCCAGAAAGGGGAUAGUUUGAGGAAGAAGAAGAGGACUCAGCGCGUUGAAACUGGUGGAAAGAAAAAGGUUCAGCAUAAUCGAGGAAACAAUUCGGGGCAAAAAACAAAACGGAUUAAAGGUAAGAAAGGAGGUAAUUAUCAGGUGAAAAGCAAUGAUCACGUGAAUCGUAAAGCGACUGGUUACUUAAACGUUUAUCACAAAGACGAAUACAAGAGAGAUCAUGAUUUUUACGACAACGAUGAUCAGGGAGGUCAUUCGAAGAAACAUGGACGAUAUAACGAGAAGCAUGUUGCCAUCGAGGGUAGAUACAAGAAGGGUGGUGCUCACGAUUCUGAUGAUGUCGAUGAAGCGAAACAUCAGAAGCAGAGGAACUCCCAGGCGAGUGGUGAAACCAGAGAUUAUGAGAUUCAUGGAUAGAUUCUUUAAAAACUUUUAGGGAUUCAGAAAGCAGAGAAACAAAAAUCGAUCAGAUGAAAAUGUGUUAAUUUUUAUGUAAGUAAUUUGGCA